AUCGUCCAUACUCAGAAUCAGACAUCGAAAGACCAUCCGCAGCGCCGCCACCUAGCAGACUAUCAGCGUCGUCUCCCCCCCUUACGCUACCCCUUGACAUGGACCUCGAAGAUGACGUAUUCAGCCCUAGAACGGAUAUGGGUAACGACAGAUUCUCCACGACAAACCUCGAGAUCUUUAGAUACGGAAAUCCCAGGACUCCAGCUGGUGUGUUACUGAGUCCACGACGGGAAUCCUCGUUUUGUUUCUCCGUGACGAGCGAAAAGCAUUGGAGAGAUAAGGGGGGAACGGAUGUGGCUGAUGGAAUAGUGGAGAGUGACGUGGUAAGUCUCAUUUGA
Messenger RNA from Leptosia nina, 338 nucleotides. The record is from the annotation of a GenBank genome assembly. Lineage: Eukaryota; Metazoa; Arthropoda; Insecta; Lepidoptera; Pieridae.